Molecule: messenger RNA, 714 nt
Organism: Entamoeba invadens IP1
Lineage: Eukaryota; Evosea; Mastigamoebida; Endamoebidae
Product: charged multivesicular body protein 2A, putative
Exons: 2
Coding region: 1-714 (237 amino acids)
Biological process (GO): protein transport; endosome transport via multivesicular body sorting pathway; late endosome to vacuole transport
Cellular component (GO): multivesicular body; ESCRT III complex
Source: RefSeq, a predicted model, not a curated record
AUGUCGUUUUUCCACAAGAAAACACCUCAAGAAAUUGUCCGUGAACAAAAGCUGAAUAUAGGACGUUCAAUUCGUGAAAUCACAAGAGAGUCCAAACGACUCGAACGCGAAGAACUUAAGUUAACAAAUGAAAUCAAAAAACAGGCUCGUGCUGGACGCACUAACACUGUCAAGGUUAUGGCUGCGGAUUUAGUGAGAACAAAACAACAAAUCGACAAACUGCAGACGGUAGUUGCCCAGCUCAACUCAACAAAAAUGAAACUGACAGAAAUGUCAUCUAUGGUAGCUGUCAACGACGCAAUGUCUGGUGUUACCAAUGCAAUGAGAAAGGUUAACGAAGCCACUAAACUCCCAGCAAUGCAAAAAGUCGUGAAUGACUUUGAGAAACAAAACAAUGAGUUAGGGAUUAAGACUACAAUGGUUGGCGAGAUGGUCAAUGACUCGUACCAAGGGGAGAACAUUGAAGAACAAACCGAGUUGGAAGUCGACAAAGUCUUAACAGAGAUUGGACUUGACGUUGAAAAUGGUCUGAAACCCGUCCCAGAGAGAAGGGAGGCAACAAGAAAGGUGAGAGAAAAGAAAAUCGUUCAAGUCGAAGGUGCUGAUGAUCAACCGGUCCAAGCUCCACAACCCGGAUCUUCAAAACCAAAGGCUUUCGACGAUGGUGACGACGAUGAUGAUGACGAUAUCGUCAAUAGAAUUGCAAACCUUUAA